GGCCGAGUACCGCGAUUCGUGCCAUCUGGCAGUUCGGAGACGCACUACGUGUAGUGUGUCACCGUGCAGCUUAUAUAGUGUUUAACAUUUAUGUAUUCCCGAGUGUACGCGAUAGCCGCGUGCGUUAGACGUCGGACCGUCAUCCGCGCGAGCCGGGUUCGAUUCCCGGCGAGCAAGAUUUUUUUCUCGAUAUAUUAUUGAAGAGUGGGGGGAUUUAGGGUGGCCUCUGAGCUGGUAGAUGGCUCUGAAACUCGGCCACGCUAUUUAACAUUGUGCUCUUAUGGCAGCUUCCACUCUAUAUGAUCCUCUUUGGCCUAGUUUACAUCGUGCAUUUGGUACUGAAUGGGCACGUGACUCAAAUCUCUUUCUAUUGAUCCGAGAUUUAAAUUCGCAUCAAUGAUGGAUAAUUUAUAUGAAUUCAAUUAAUCAAGUCAAUCCGUACGAUAAUGUUUAACAUUAAUAUAUUGCAUUUCACACCUUAGAGAAACGACGUGCAGAAAUGAUCAACGUUGAAGCUAAAUGUUCGUUCUUUGCGAUCUUUGAGGUUAGGAGCCCGUGUUGUUGGUAAAUAAGCAGGUGAUUUAUUUAUGAGUAUGAAAAGAAUCAAAAUCGUGCCGGACAGGCCGAAUCGCCUAUUCGAGAGCUGGUUGGACGAAUGGAGGCAGGAAGCGGUGCACCGAAAUUCAGAACUACAAGGUCACUUCACGAAAGCUUUGGACUCGUUGAGACGGUAUCCGCUGCCGUUGGAGUCCGGCAAGGAGUGCAUAAUAUUGCAGCACUUCGGCACAAAGCUGUGCUCGAUGCUGGAUAAAAAGCUGGAGGUGCACAGGAGGCAGGAAUCUAGUAAAGCGGUUGAUGCUGGCCUUCCCGAGGCCGAUAGUAAAGACGAUCGUACAGCUACGUUGAGAAAGGAACCUGAAGAAGAAUGUAAACUAGUUGAGGCACGGGAAGAGGCAACGGUGGUUAAACAGGCUAGAAAUACUAAAAAGAAUGCGUCGAAAAGACUGGUGGACGCAAAUGAGGUUCCACCGAGAGAAGCCGACAGGCAAAUUUCUUUGGAACCUGGCGUCUUUGAUAUCAUAUUAUUGGUGGACACCCAAGAGACUUGUGGUGGAAAAACAAAGCCUCAGCACGAUGCCACGCUUACGGAGUUGACGCAACUUGGUGUAUCCUUUGAAGUUCGUCGUUUGAAAGUCGGUGACUUUGCGUGGAUAGCCAGAUGCCGAAAAACUAAUGAUGAAUUGAUUUUGCCUCACAUAAUAGAGAGAAAGCGAAUGGAUGAUUUAAGUGCCAGCAUCGUGGAUGGAAGGUUUCACGAACAAAAGUUUCGAUUGAAGCAGUCUGGUAUUGAGAAUUUGAUGUACAUAGUUGAGAAUAUCGAUAAGAACGCCCGAUUUUCUAUACCGCUCCCAUCACUAUAUCAAGCCUCUGUUAAUUGUCUGGUACAAGACGGCUUUACCGUAAAAUAUACAAGGAAUCAUAAAGAUUCUAUGUCGUACUUGUCAUGUAUAACAAAGAUUUUAAUUCAAAUUUAUAAGCAUAAAAGACUCGUUGGAUGCAAGAAAGACCGUCUCAUACGAACAGAUAAUGUAGGUAGUACAGUACAUCUGAUGGAGUUCAAAGAAUUCAAUAAAGCAUCCUCUAAACAAAGGACGUUUAAAGUGAGUGAAAUGUUUAUUACUCAGUUGCUACAAUUGAAAGGCAUGUCUGUGGACAAAGCCACGGCGAUUGUAGAACGUUAUGCCUCGCCGCAAAUUUUGAUCACAGCCUUAGAAAAUGCUGGUAAGAAUGGCGAGCAAUUAUUAACGAACAUUCAGUUUGGUGACAAAAAACGACGGCUUGGGCCUGUCAUCAGUAAGGCCGUUUAUCAGCUUUACACGAUGAACGAGUUGAGUUGACUAAUAAAAAUAUACAAUUUAUAUACCUCUUACCUGAUACAUGUUCAACCUACUUGUCGACGAUAUUCCACUUUCGCAUAUUUUUAUAUAUUUUUUAUUGUUGUUGUCAAAACUUCAUGUAUUUCUAAAUACUUCUGGUAGAAAAAAUAUCAUGAUUUUUGUAUAAAGCUUUAAAAAAAUAUUGUAAUAAAACUGAAACUAAUUGUGCAUCAAGAAUUUUCAGAUUUGUUUGUUUUUCAAAGAUGUAAAUAAAGUAAUUAAGUAUGAGUGGUCAUGUAGUUUCUACAUAUCGUAACCAAUGUAUAUCACAUGUUAUUUUCUAUAAAAAUAAUUUUUUCUCGUA
Messenger RNA from Vollenhovia emeryi, 2241 nucleotides. RefSeq names its product crossover junction endonuclease MUS81 (gene mus81). Gene Ontology annotation, biological process: DNA catabolic process; resolution of meiotic recombination intermediates; mitotic intra-S DNA damage checkpoint signaling. Gene Ontology annotation, molecular function: crossover junction DNA endonuclease activity; 3'-flap endonuclease activity; DNA binding. The transcript has 6 exons. Gene Ontology annotation, cellular component: nucleus; Holliday junction resolvase complex. The record is from RefSeq and is a predicted model, not a curated record. The coding region runs from base 588 to 1898 and encodes 436 amino acids. Lineage: Eukaryota; Metazoa; Arthropoda; Insecta; Hymenoptera; Formicidae.